This is a messenger RNA of Colossoma macropomum (tambaqui), 1212 nucleotides long. It is a transcript of the gene kcnk15, whose product is annotated as potassium channel, subfamily K, member 15. Gene Ontology annotation, molecular function: potassium ion leak channel activity. The record is from RefSeq and is a predicted model, not a curated record. Bases 1 to 1212 code for a protein of 403 amino acids. NCBI's taxonomy places the organism in Eukaryota, Metazoa, Chordata, Actinopteri, Characiformes, Serrasalmidae. Gene Ontology annotation, biological process: potassium ion transmembrane transport; stabilization of membrane potential. Gene Ontology annotation, cellular component: membrane. The transcript has 2 exons.
AUGCAGAAGCAGACGGUGCGGACGCUCUCUCUGAUCCUCUGCAUGCUCUCCUACCUGCUGGUGGGCGCCGCCGUCUUCGACGCGCUGGAGAGUGAGACGGAGAGCGAGAGGAAGCGCAUGCUGGAGCAGAAGCGCGGCGAGAUGAAGCGCCAGUACCGCUUCAGCGAGGAGGAUUACCGCGAGAUCGAGCGGGUGGUGCUGCAGGCGGAACCCCACCGCGCCGGCCGCCAGUGGAAAUUCGCCGGCUCCUUCUACUUCGCCAUCACCGUCAUCACCACCAUAGGAUAUGGCCAUGCUGCUCCAGGAACUGAUGCUGGCAAGGUCUUCUGCAUGUUUUAUGCUGUCCUGGGCAUCCCUCUGACCCUGGUAAUGUUCCAGAGCCUGGGUGAAAGAAUGAACACUUUUGUCCGGUUCCUCCUCCACCGAGCCAAGCAGUGCCUUGGCUUCCGGCGUACGGAAGUCUCCAUGGAGAACAUGGUUCUGAUCGGCUUCCUGUCUUGCUUGGGGACACUCUGUGUAGGAGCGGCUGCCUUUUCCCACUUUGAAGGUUGGACCUUCUUCCAUGCCUACUACUAUUGCUUCAUCACCUUGACUACCAUUGGCUUUGGAGACUUUGUGGCCUUGCAGAAGAAUGAGGACCUUCAGGAGAAGACACCAUACGUGGUCUUCAGCUUCAUGUACAUCCUGGUUGGGUUGACGGUGAUCGGGGCCUUCCUUAACUUGGUGGUGCUGCGAUUCCUGACGAUGAAUAGCGAAGAUGAGAGAAGGGAUGCUCAAGAAAGGGCUUCAAUGAAGAGACGUCAAAACCUGGGAUUCCUAGCUGAUGGAAGAGACAGGCACAGCCAUAGUACCCUCUUUCUGCCAAUGGAGGAAGGCACCAGCUGUACCAACCUCAUUCCAUCCCCAGCGGAUGAAAGAUAUUCCCGUCCGACCCUGCCUCGGCUUCCUUCAAGCCCAUCCCAUGAGCAAUCUUGCUUAAGUUCCUUCUACUCCUAUGUCUGCUACCGCCUUGGCUUGAGCAACAGCAUCAUCCCAUCCCAACAUGAGCAUCCCAGCUGCCACAUCAAAUCAGUCUACUACAACUCCAUUUCUUACAGAAUCCAUGGGGAUUCCCUGACCAGAGACAACACUGGGCUUUCUUCCCCGGGUAGCAACCUUUCUCCUGGGCAUAGCUUUAAAGAAUUCCCCCGCUUACGGAGGAAGUCAGUGUAA